Molecule: messenger RNA, 3750 nt
Organism: Astrephomene gubernaculifera
Lineage: Eukaryota; Viridiplantae; Chlorophyta; Chlorophyceae; Chlamydomonadales; Astrephomenaceae
Source: the annotation of a GenBank genome assembly
GUUAACCUCGAUUUUACGUCAUGUGUUUCCAACUCCGCAAACAGGGCAUACGGUACUUGUUACCUGGGAAGUGUUGCAAGCUGACUAAGCCCUCAAGGCGCUUCAUGCAGCAGUACGCGCGAUGCAUAUAAACGUCAAAUGAACUGAUCCUAGGCAAGGCGGUACCGGCUUAUUCGCUUACGCAGUGUAUGGUUCCACUAGAAUUGCACUCACUUUAUUAGCCUAGUCACUCUGCGUACAGUCCGUGGCGAGAUUGUAUGAGGGACAUAUAAGCUUGCUUUUCUAGCUUCAUUGUGCUAUGGAUGGCUUAGAACCCCGCGCCAAGCGGCAGAAGAUGGCUGCAGCUAGCAAUGCGGCGGCGGUGCCUGUGACCGCUUAUCGUUACAAUCAGAAGAACGUGUUUUCGUUAUUGCUCCAAAGUGGUGGACUAGAGACGCCGAUUAUUUUUGAGGCGCAGCACACAUUCGCCGUGCUCGACAAGUACCCUGUCGCUCGCGGCCAUGCGUUGCUUAUUGUGAAGCAUCCUGCGGCUACACUGCUGGACGAUCUUCCACCCGCGGCAGCGCAGGCAGUGUUCACAGACCUGCAAGCGCUAUCGCGUGCUCUCCAGCGCGCGACGGGCUGCAUCGGUCUGCGCAUCGUGCAGAACAAUGGCCCUGCCGCAGGCCAGACGGUCCCACAACUACACUUCCACCUCGUUCCUGUCUUCGAAGGGGAAACUCUUUCUCCCGGUGCCUCAUCUGCUCCACUCAGCGCAACGCCUCGCGCUCAGCUUUCGGCCAUGGAUGCCGGACCGUUGCUAGCCCACAUCCGCAACCUGCUUCCGGAAGCCUACGCGCCCGGAUACCACGUCUGGGCCACAACAGAGGCCGAGAUGGAGGCCCUGGGAUGCUCGCUGCAGCAGGCCUGCAGCGCCCCAGGCACCGUUGUGGCGUUAAGCGGUCAGCUGGGCGCCGGCAAGAGCACCAUCAGUCGCGGCUUCGUUCGCGCCUUUGUCCGCGACCCGCUGCUUGAGGUGCCCUCCCCCACCUUCCUGCUGUGCCUGACCUACCAGGACGACACCGCCUACGAAAAGGAGAGCGGCUGCGGCACCUGCAACACCAGCCGCAGCACCGGCAGCGCCAGCCACACGGAUGAACAGACGCAUGCAGCUGCACUGCAGCAAGCCACGGACGAAACAACCGCACCCCUCGCAGCGGCACCCGCAGCAGCAGCAGCCUUACAGCCACCAUCAGCACCUCCACCAGCCGCAGCCGCUGCUGCCGCGGCUCGUGCGGGCAGUGUGCACCACAUGGACCCCUACCGCCUGGGCGCCAAGAACGACAAGAUGGCGGGGCUGAUCGACUUCGAGGCGGCGUUCCGGCGGGACGUGUGCCUGAUCGAGUGGCCGGACCGCAUGCCGGCCGCGGUGAUGGCGCUGGCGCGGGAGGGCCUGGCGGUGGAGGUCAGCGGCAUGGGCGCGCAGGCAUCCGGCCGCCUGGUGUCCGUCUCGCCGCUCGGCACGCGCUUCCACCCGCCUCCGCCCAAGGCAGGCAAGGGAGGCAAGGCUAAGCAGACCCCUCCACAGCCGCAGCCUCAGCAGGAAGGAGCGGUGGCUACGGAGGCGGCUGGGCCAGCUGCUUCCGCUGCCUCUGACGGCACUGCUGCUACUGCUGCUGCCCCGGUUGCCCGCCCCACGGGAGACGGCGCCGGCGCCGCUCCCGGCAGCAACAACGACAGCAACAACGACACCGGCACCAGCUCCUGCAGCAGCGCUGGGACCGCGUAUGCCCCGCUGCUUCACAGGUGGCGGCGGGACUACCCUGACCGCCUGCCCCCCGCUGACGUGGCAUGGCGCGGUACGGCGGAGGCUGGUUCCGGAGCACUGGGUACGGCAGGACUACUGGCGGGUAGCGGCAGCGGUGCGGCGGCUGCAACCACCACCACCAUCAAUGCCGCGGCUGCGGCGGCGCUUGCGAGCGGCGACCCCUCCCAGUGGCUGGUGCUGGGCAUUGAGAGCAGCUGCGACGACACCGCGGCGGCGGUGGUGCGGGGGGACGGCACCGUGCUGUCACACCAGAUCGCUUCCCAGACCGGGCUGCAUGAGCAGUACGGCGGUGUGAAGCCCGAUGUGGCUCGCCAGGCGCAUGCGGCUGCCAUCCAGGCCACUGUCGACUCCGCGCUCGCUGCUGCGGCGGUGGAGCCGGGGGCCCUCACCGCGGUGGCGGUCACGGCUGGACCCGGGCUGGCGCUGUGCCUGCAGGUGGGGGUGCAGCACGGGUUGGCGCUGGCUGCCCGCCACGGCCUGCCGUACGUGCCGGUGCACCACAUGGAGGCGCACGCCAUGAUGACCCGGCUGCCCUCCGUCAAUGAGAGCCCCAUGCAGUUCCCCUCGCUGCUGCUGCUGGUGUCGGGCGGUCACAACAUGCUGGUGCUGUGCGAGGGGGUGGGCAGGCACCGCAUCAUCGGGACCACGCUGGACGACUCGGUGGGCGAGUGUUUUGACAAGAUCGCGCGCAUGGCGGGGAUCAGCGCGGUGCCGGGCGGGCCCCACUUGGAGCGCCUGGCCGCCUCCGCGCAACCCGAGGCGCACACCCGCUACCCGCUCACCAUGCCGCUAGCCAACGGCGCGCAGAAGGACUCCUGCAACUUCUCCUUCUCAGGCCUCAAGACCCAAGUGGCCGCCCUCAUCGCACAGAAGCGCAAGGAGCUGCGGCUGCCGGACCUCCCCCCGCCUCCGGCGCUGGCGGCGCUGGCGGCAGCGGCGGCGGCGGGGGCUGCCACCGCCAGCGGCGGCGCGAGCAAGAGCGCGGACGGAGACAGAGCCGCCGGGUCGGAUGGAGGUGCGGCCGCGGAGGGUGUGGCAGAAGCGGCGGCGGCGGCGGCUCCUGAGGCGAAGGAGGAGGUGCUAACGGAGGCGGAGGUGGCGCGGCGGGCGGCUGCGGAGGUGGAGUUCACGGCGGCGUGUGCGGACAUCGCGGCGUCAUUCCAGCGUACCGCCGUGCGGUUCCUGCAGCAGCGCACGCGGAGGGCGCUGCAAUGGCUGCGAGACGACGCCAUGCAACAGCUGGGGGCAGCAGCGGCAGCAGCCACAACAGCUGCGGGCCCCGACGGCUCCUCCGGCCAGCCGCAGGCAGCUGCACAGCCCGGCAGCGGCCACCAGCCCGGCUUCGUUCGUUCGCUGGUGGUUGCUGGCGGCGUGGCGGCUAACAGCGCGGUGCGGGCGGGGCUGAGCGAGGUGGCGGCGGAGUUCGGGCUGCCGUGCGUGUACCCGCCCGUGAGGUACUGCACAGACAAUGGGCUGAUGGUCGCGUGGACGGGAGUUGAGCGGCUCAAGAUGGGGCUCUACCAGCAGCCGCCGCGGCUGCGGGAAGAGGCGGCGCUGGACAUGCACGUGCAGGUCAUCCCCAGGUGGCCCAUCGGCCCCAUGGACCCGCGCAGCACCGCCAACAAGGGCCGGGCGCACAUCAAGCUGCUGCACUAACGCAGGGUACACAGGCCGGCUUGUUGGCCAGGUAGUGCAUGGCACAUGGUAGUCAUAUGUCCUACGAGUCAGCAAGGCGGUUGUCCUUCGUCCUUGGAAAACACUGGAAAGCGGCGGCAGGAUGGGCCUUGUAAGGAGAGGCGCACUUCGCAGGCACUGGGUCUAUGUCCCGUUGUUGCACGCAGGCGCACAGCACAUCAACAUGGGUGGCACACUCCUGUCACGGCUGGUCGCCCGCGCUGGUCCAAAAGUUCGAAGGAUCGACGUGUUUUGUCAAAAUAUGUGGC